UCACUCACUCCCCCACCUGCUUCCAUUACAAUCAAAUACCAUUCCAAAUCCACAAAAUCAUCUAUUCUAACAAGCAAACAAGCAAAAGACCAUCUUCCUUAUUACGAUCAACCUUAUCCCCCAUUCCAAAAUGGUGAAGUCUCAGUCCCCCUCUACCUCUUCCUCCUCUUCCUCGUCCGCCGCCGCUGCCGCCGCCGUCUCCCGCGGCCAGAAAUGCAGAAACCAGAAGCAAUACAAAGGAGUAAGAAUGAGAAGCUGGGGCUCCUGGGUCUCCGAAAUCAGAGCCCCGAAUCAAAAGACUCGAAUUUGGCUCGGCUCCUAUUCCACUCCUGAAGCCGCCGCCCGUGCGUACGACGCCGCCCUCCUCUGCCUCAAGGGCUCCUCCGCCUCCCUCAACUUUCCCCACUCCUCCCCUCACCACCCCCCUUCCUCCCUCCUCUCCCCCAAAUCCAUCCAACGCAUCGCCGCAGCAGCCGCCGCAGCCGUCAGCACCCCACCGCCUCUCUCGCCGCCAUCCUUUUCCUCCACCUCCACCGCCGACGCCGCCGCUGCGGCAGCCGAGGAGGAAAUGUCAUCUUCGCCGCCACCGCCGGCCACGCAACCUGACAUUUUGGUGGACUUUGGAGCUUUCCAGUCGCCUAAAUGCUUCGUGGAUCCGACAUGGAACCCGUUUGGAUUCUUUGCUCCGUCUCAUCAGGCGGAGGAGUUUGACGAGAUUGGUGAUCUUAGUCUCUGGAGCUUCUGCUAAUGAUCUCUGUAAUUUGUGACUCGUAAAUUUUUAAUUAUUUUUUAGUUUUUAGAAGGAAGAAACUGACAUGGAGGCGUUUGGUUUCGUGGUCAAGUAUUGGAGAUAACUUCGGCGUUAACGGAACUGCUAAAAUUUGAGGGCUGUUCCCUUGGGCUUUAAUUACAGUGUGUUCUAAUGGUCUUGAUUCGUUUGGUAUUUUUGGUAUAUUUGUAAAACUUUUGCUUGUCUGAGUAAUUUAAUGGAUUAUAUGAUGUUAUAGUAGAAA
This is a messenger RNA of Dendrobium catenatum, 1013 nucleotides long. RefSeq names its product ethylene-responsive transcription factor ERF013. Gene Ontology annotation, molecular function: DNA binding; DNA-binding transcription factor activity. NCBI's taxonomy places the organism in Eukaryota, Viridiplantae, Streptophyta, Magnoliopsida, Asparagales, Orchidaceae. The record is from RefSeq and is a predicted model, not a curated record. The transcript has a single exon. Gene Ontology annotation, biological process: regulation of DNA-templated transcription. The coding region runs from base 131 to 748 and encodes 205 amino acids.